Molecule: messenger RNA, 3731 nt
Organism: Leptopilina boulardi
Lineage: Eukaryota; Metazoa; Arthropoda; Insecta; Hymenoptera; Figitidae
Gene: eya
Product: eyes absent homolog 4
Exons: 9
Coding region: 651-2222 (523 amino acids)
Biological process (GO): positive regulation of DNA repair; multicellular organism development; cell differentiation
Cellular component (GO): nucleus
Molecular function (GO): protein tyrosine phosphatase activity
Source: RefSeq, a predicted model, not a curated record
ACAUUUCGCAUGCUCAGAACUCCAAACAGGCUGCAGCAUCACGUAGCCUGCCGAUCCGAAUCAACGAAACACACGUUUUAUAAAACUGUCCUCAAACUCUAUAUAGUAUUUUUUAUAUCGAGAGAAAAGAAAAACCGAAAAAAAUGAACUGUUCGGAUUUUUUUUUAUCUGCAGAACGAAUGAAAGGGAGUACAAAUUGAAGAAAUUCUAGUGAUCGUCACGGGGAAGGGUCGCAACCCUCAUCCUUUCGACAACCUCCGGUAAUCAUUGACGAGCAAAUUUUAUCUCAGAAAGCAACAGUUUUGCAUACAUAUAUAUGUAACCUUGAAGGAGAAAAAACGUGUCCUUCUCACCUCGUGAUUUAAUUUGUGUCGGAAGGAGGGGAAAAUUAUGAGUUUUGAAUUUUUGCAAUUCAAGUGGUUUGAAUCAAGUUGCAAGAAGUGACUUGGCAAGUGAUAUUUAAUGGUGUCAAAAACGCAAAUAGUAAUGGAAUAAGUUUUUUUUUAGUGGUGAUAAGAGGCGAGCCCCUUAAGGGAUGAUGUACAGGUGUCGUCUGAAGGUGGGGUUGAGGAGUUUUUGUUAAGACUACGCCACUGGAUUUGAUAUCGCUCCGUCGGAAACUAUCGCUGAAUAAAGACUGAGUGAGUGAUAUGUUAACCGAAGACAAUGACCCGACCAAACCGGCAGGGAUUUUAGACAAUGCUGGCAACGUGUCUUCGUCGACAGAGGUCUCAAUACAGAACCCUCGUUCUGCAAACAAUGAAACGGAGGUUAAAAAUGAGGUCCAAGAGUGCCCAGAGAGCGAAAAUGUCCCCAGUGGUGAACUGUAUAUCGAUGAAAAUGCCGAAGAAAAGGACCAAGAAUUUCCUGACUCCAUGGAAAAGGCCGAUUAUGGCUCAUUGUAUGGUGCCAAUCAAUACUACAAUAGCAUAUACAAUUCGCCAUCGUAUGGAACGACGACAGUUUCAAAAAAUUCAUCGGCUUUGCCAAGUCCAUAUUUAAAUUCCUAUACAAAUCCAAGCUCGAUGGCUCAAUAUUCGGCCUACGGUUAUAAUAGUGGAACAACCACGUUUCCACCAAUGAGUCAAAAUAUAUCAUCUGCCUCACAGAAGCUCGAUUAUACAGCAUAUAGCAGUCCAAUUUAUGGAAACGACAGGGUAUCGUUGCAAUAUUCCGGAUAUUAUCCAAUGGCUGGAUAUCAUCCUGCACCCACUUCCUUUAACAUUGGCAACCUAAAUUUUGCAGAUUCAACUAAAUCGGCACUCACGUUGGAUGCGACCUCUCACGAUGCCAGCGACUUGACCGCACGGGAAACCACGAACGUUGAAGUGUCAGCGAAGCCAAUAAGGCGACCAGGAAGGCGGCAAAGUGGAAGUGGUUCGGUGGAAACUACGGAAGCCGGACCAAGUCGAAUAUUCAUUUGGGACCUGGACGAAACCAUAGUUGUAUUCCACACCCUUCUUACAGGCAUAUACGCUACCAAUCAUGGUAAGGACCCUAAUCUUCUUCUACAGGUGGCCUUCAGUAUGGAGGAAAUGAUCUUUAACCUCGCAGAUACUCACUUGUUCUUCAACGAUCUUGAGGAUUGUGAUCAAGCCCAUAUAGACGACGUUUCAACGGAUGAUAAUGGACAAGAUCUUGCAUCUUACAAUUUUGCAACCGAUGGUUUUCAAUGUUCCCAAGGAAAUAAUGGUCUUUGCGUUGGAUCAACUGUUCGAGGUGGAGUGGAUUGGAUGCGAAAAUUGGCGUUUCGUUAUAGAAAAAUCAAAGAAAUUUAUUGUAAUUAUAGAAACAAUGUUGGUGGUCUUCUAGGAUCUGAGAAACGCGAACAAUGGUUACAAGUGCGUUCUGACAUUGAAGCGCUAACUGACAAUUGGUUAACAAUGGCCAUUAAAUGUCUCACUCUCAUUAACAAAAGACAUCAGCAUGUUAAUAUUCUUGUCACUUCGACACAAUUGAUACCAGCACUCGCAAAAGUUUUACUCUUUGGAAUUGGAGGAAUUUUUCCCAUUGAAAAUAUCUACUGUGCAAGCAAAACCGGGAAGGAAUCAUGUUUUGGAAGAGUAAUAGCAAGAUUUGGUCGCAGAUGCACGUACGUUGUGAUUGGCGACAGUCCUGAUGAUGAGACUGCAGCGCGAGCUUACAAUUUUCCAUUUUGGAGAAUACAAAGUCACAAGGAUUUACAUAUGCUUUACAAAGCUCUCGAUAUGAGUUAUCUAUAACGACAAACAUGAAUAUCCUAAAAUUCAAACAAAAUCUUUCCCAAUUUUAUUAAUAAGAUUCGUGCAAUUGGUUUACGAAGAAAAUCAUUCCUUUUUUUUAUAAUAUUUCACAUACACGCAGUACAUUCCGAAUAAUUAAAGUAGCGAGUAAGAUAAAGUGGAGAUGACGAUUUCCACAAGUGAUAGUAAAAUGAAAGUAUAUGCAAAACGAUUAUCUUUAGAAAGAUUUUCAAAAAAAAAAAAAAAAUGUCAAGUUUUAGCAAAGGGUGUUUUACGUACUUAAAUAAGAGAGUGAAUGUUGCACCUUUUAAGUUUUCUUAUAGUGUGAAUGGCGUGAAACAUUUAUAAAAAGUGUGCAAAUAUUUAGUUAUAAUAUGAAAUUUGCUAAAAUUCUUUUUGUUUUCCACGUACAAAAAAAGAAUGAAACUAAAUUAGUUUAGAAAAUGAGAGAAAAUUAAAGUUUUUGUAAAAUGCACAAAUUUGUCAAUUUUCCAGAUACUAAAAAGUUGUUUCAAUAAAAAUUUGCACACUUAAAAAUUUUGAAAAAAUUAAAAUCAAUAAUGAAGAACUGAAGAUAUAUUCAUAAUAGUGAUGGGAUAUAUAAUUUUUUCGACAAUUGUAAAUAUCUACAUUAUCAAUAAUGUUUCAUUAUUAAAAAUUAAGUUGGUACAUUCUUAUAAAGUUGAAAAAUAAAUCUAUGAUGGAAAUUUUUAAAAAUUUCAGACAGUUAUAGAAUUACUAAAAUGUAACCAAAACCAUACGAAACAGUUUUACUUUUUUUUUAAAACUGAUUUAUUGUCGUUAACUAAUAUCCCAUUACUGCUAAAUUUUAUUAUUUAUCAAUAGUAAAUUAGUUUGCAAUGACAAAAAUUAUUUUUUUAGUCCUAGAAUCAUUUCAAUUGAAUAUAAAUAUUAAAAGAACAUGUUUUUAGAAAUCUGAGAAUCGCACAAAAAUUUUAGAAAACAAUGUGCGAUAAGUAUAAUUUUUUUAAAAAUGCACAAAAUGUGAAAUAAAUUUUCUCAUAUUACAAAAGACUUUUAGAAAAUUUUAUUUAAAAAAAUUUGAUAUAAUCGUUCUAAGUAAAGAAUAAAUCCAGUAUUAUCGAAAGAAAUUUCUUCAUUCCAGUGAAAAAUUUUUGUGGUUAGAAAAUCUUAUUAAUUUAUAUGCGUUGACGUCCACAUAUGAAAAAAAAAACAUAUACGAAAAUUAAUAAUAAAAUCGACAAAGUAGAACUUUUUUAUGUGGACGUCCAUUUAUAUUAUUCAAUUAUUAUUUAUAAUGUUUAUAAUUAGGAGCUAGUCGAAAAUUUAUGUUUCUUAUUGUCAGUGGAAAAAGAAUGUAUUUUUAACAUUCCAAUAACUCUAUAUCAUGUAUACUGGAACUAAAAAGGAGUAAGCUUUGUAUUAAACUGAAAUGUUAAAAAAAAAAACGAAAGAAAAUUUUAACGUGAAAAUCUAUUUGUUGCUAUAGAAAUUUCCAAAUAAAAUUGCAAUUUGCUAAAAUCGUAA